AUGUCUAGUGGCAUAAACAUGUAUAAAACAAUCGUUCAGCAUAUACAAUUUUUUAAAAUCAGUUCUUUAUCAUCAGGAUUUACGCGACACUUUCGAACAGGCUAUCGAUUAAGUGGCCAUCGUUGGUCACCAGAUCCGCUUUUUAUGAAACAAUUUGAAGGUGUUGCCAUUUACCCAACUCCAGAAAUGGAGAAAUACGCUAAAGUAAUUUAUGACGGUAGAGUAAAACCGAUUGAGAGAAAGUUAAAAAAUAUGUGGCUCAAUUUUGGACCACAACACCCAGCGGCCCAUGGUGUAUUAAGACUUAUUCUUGAACUGGACGGCGAGUACGUCCUGAGGGCAGAUCCACAUGUCGGGUUUUUACAUCGAGCUACAGAAAAACUAAUGGAGGCUAAGCAUUACAACCAAAGCCUGCCAUUCAUGGACCGUCUGGAUUAUGUCUCUACAAUGGCCAACGAAGUAGGAUUUGCACUCGCUGUUGAAAAGCUUCUCAAUAUAGAGGUCCCGCCUAGAGCUCAGGCUAUUCGAGUCCUUAUGACUGAACUGUCCAGAAUAGCUAACCAUUUAUUAAAUAUAUCUGGUACCGUACUAGACGCCGGUGGUAUCAGCCCAUUUUUUUGGAUGUGUGAAGAGCGUGAAAAAAUAUAUGAGUUAUUUGAAAGGGUUUGUGGUGCGCGAGUACAUAACGCAUACAUGAGGGUUGGAGGAGUGAGCCAGGAUCUUCCUAUUGGAUUCUUAGAUGAUGUUCACGAACUCUGCAUGAAAAUGGGUGAGCGCUGCGAUGAAACUGAAGAUGUUGUGACCGGGAAUAGGUUAUACUAUGAAAGAACGGCAGGCAUUGGAGUUGUAUCGGCUCAUGAAGCUAUUAAUUUGGGAUUUACUGGACCGAUGCUGCGUUGUACCGGCGUCAAGUGGGAUUUGAGAAUUACUCACCCUUACAAUGGUUACGAGAUGUAUGAUUUUGAUGUACCUGUUGGUACGUUUGGAGACAGUUAUGAUCGUCACCUUCUACGUUUGAUGGAGCUACGCCAGUCUUUAAGGAUUAUAAAUCAAGUGUUAGACACUAUUCCAGAAGGAGAAGUUCGAACAGACGAUUCUAAAGUUACAAUGCCUUCAAGACAGGAAAUGAAAACGUCUAUGGAGGCCCUUAUACAUCAUUUUAAAUUGUGCACAGAGGGGUACAACGUACCUCCUGGUGCAACUUACAGUGCAACCGAGUGUCCUAAGGGUGAAUUGGGUAUCUAUAUGGUAUCCGAUGGCACUUCAAAACCCUAUCGUGUUUUUAUUAGACCAUGUUCAUAUCUUCAUCUAGCAGGCCUGGCUGUUAUGGGUCCAAGAAUGUUGCUAGCUGAUAUAUCUAUUCUAAUAGCAACAAUCGAUGUAGUAUUCGGUGAUGUCGAUCGUUAA
Molecule: messenger RNA, 1407 nt
Organism: Pieris macdunnoughi
Lineage: Eukaryota; Metazoa; Arthropoda; Insecta; Lepidoptera; Pieridae
Source: the annotation of a GenBank genome assembly